CCUCCCUCCCUCCCUCUCUGACUGUAUACACUUUCUCAGAAGAUUGAUCUAUGGCCAAGGGAAGAGGCACUGUAUCAUGCUCGGCUCGUGCUAUAGUAGCUUUGAUGGUUAUCUCAGUGUUGGUGCUUCAGUCUUAUUACGUUCAAGCUUCGACUUACAUUGUUGGUGAUUCUUUGAAAUGGGCCUUUAAUGUUGUGGACUGGCCUAAAGGCAAACAUUUUAAAGCCGGUGAUGUUCUCGUGUUUAACUAUAAUCCGAGUUUUCACAACGUGGUCGUGGUGGAUAGUGGAGGGUACAACAAUUGCAAAACUCCGGCAGGUGCGACAACAUACACUUCAGGCAAAGAUCAUCUAACUUUGUCUAAAGGACAAAACUUCUUCAUCUGCAAUUUUCCAGGCCAUUGUGAAGGCAAUAUGAAAAUUGCAGUCACUGCCGUUUGAUUUUCAUCAUGCAUUCAAGAUAGUACUAUGAUCUUCACUUUGUCUAUGUUCUUAAGAAAAAUAUA
Brassica oleracea var. oleracea is the source of this 505-nucleotide messenger RNA. RefSeq names its product basic blue protein-like. The coding region runs from base 51 to 440 and encodes 129 amino acids. Gene Ontology annotation, cellular component: plasma membrane. The record is from RefSeq and is a predicted model, not a curated record. Gene Ontology annotation, molecular function: electron transfer activity. The transcript has 2 exons. NCBI's taxonomy places the organism in Eukaryota, Viridiplantae, Streptophyta, Magnoliopsida, Brassicales, Brassicaceae.